Molecule: messenger RNA, 1350 nt
Organism: Arvicanthis niloticus (Nile rat)
Lineage: Eukaryota; Metazoa; Chordata; Mammalia; Rodentia; Muridae
Source: RefSeq, a predicted model, not a curated record
UGGAACAGAGUGAGGCGAACGCCGAUUGGGUGGCUCGGCCCAGGAGGGCAGAACAGAGGCCCGCGGUUCAUACUACGUACGAAGGGCAAAAAGGAGAUCCGGUACGGAGGCCGGGGGAUUCCAGCGGAGGAAGGUCUCGGGACUUCUUGGAAAAGGGGUCCGGACUCGAACCUGGGACCUUCGAGCAAGCAGUAGCUGCUGCAGAUCUUAAAAAGUAUCUGAGGCCAACUGGGUGACAAAGGAAAUCUAUUUAGCAACUGUCUUUAAUCUUUCUAAAAAGUACUUAGUGAAAACUGCUGAAAGUCUCCUUGGACCGAAGGGAAAAUCUGUUCUGUCCAGGCUGUGUUGUCCAGCAGCCUCCUGCCCAGCCCGGGGCAGGAUUUUUAUUUUGUUCAGAGAGAGACAAUGGCAGCAGCCAAGGCUAGCCUUGGCCGGAUCCUCCCAGAGUCCUCCGCCCUGUUCCUAUGUGACAUGCAGGAGAAACUUCGAGACAGAGUCCUCUACUUCCCACAGAUCGUCUCAAUGGCGGCUCGGAUGCUUAAGGUGGCCCGGAUAUUAAACAUCCCUGUCUUACUGACAGAGCAUUACCCACAAGGCCUGGGCCCCACAGUCCCUGAACUGGGUGCUCAGGGCCUGCGAGCCAUGAGCAAAACAUCCCUCAGCAUGGUACCCCCGCUUCAACAGGAACUGGACAAAAUGCCCCAGGUGCAGUCCGUGCUACUCUGUGGCAUCGAGACCCAAGGCUGCAUUUUGAACACAGCUCUGGACCUCCUGGACCGAGGGCUACAAGUUCAUGUCGCAGUGGAUGCCUGCUCUUCUCAAAGUGAGAUGAACCGGCUGAUGGCACUGUCCAGGAUGAAGCAGAGUGGUGUCUUCCUGUCCACUAGUGAAAUGCUGAUUCUCCAGCUUUUGAAGGAUUCUGCCCACCCACAGUUCAAGGAGAUUCAUAAGAUCCUCAAGGAACCAGUCCCAGACAUCGGACUGUUAGGCUUCUUCCAAGGCAAGAACAACUCCCUGUUGCCCAACUCCAGGCCCUGACUUGAAGGAAGCACCCACCCUCCUUGUCACCAAGACAUUGAUGGAUGACUUUUCCUUCAUCCCUGGAUCCCAAGAGUGGUGCAGUCCGCCAGGAGAACCGCCCCCGUGGGAGAGGAGGCGGGGUUAUGUCUUCCGAUUGGGCAGCUGGCCCCGGAAAUGCAAAUGAGAUUCCUUGAUGCUGGGUGGGAAUUGGUUUAGAGAAAGGUGGAGGUGGGGCUGGGCCCCGGGCCUAUUCACGAAGCGGGAAAAGGAGGGGGAACGAAUGUCACAACUGGGACCCGGUCUCGGAGAAUAAACAUUUAUGUGACUGAG